AUGACUCGAAGUGAUGUGAAGAAGCGACUCGUGAAGAAAGCGAGUAAAAUGCCGAAUCCAAUUGAGAGCCUUAAAUGUGAAUAUCCCACCGAAACACUAUCAGGUGAGCCGUUAUCGUUUUCAUUUAUGUGGGGAACACAUUUGGAUGAGAAACUUUUCGAGUGGAUUUUCAAUUUGUUUGUGGUGAAUAUGCGUGCGUUUUAUGAGCUCUCACAAUGGGGCUAUGAUGAGCAGAGCAAAAAGCAGGAACUCUCAUCGACAACGUCGAGGUUUAACUUUGUUUUGUACGAAUUUUUGAAGAGUCCUAUCAUUUUUUAUUACAGUCGCAUACUUUUUUCAUCUUUUGAAAUUCAAGUCGAAGAGAAAUAUCAGUCGCAGGGAAUCGGGUCAAUAAUGAUCUCAAUGCUGGAAUCUCUAGGCAGAAAGUAA
This is a messenger RNA of Anisakis simplex (herring worm), 429 nucleotides long. The record is from the annotation of a GenBank genome assembly. Lineage: Eukaryota; Metazoa; Nematoda; Chromadorea; Rhabditida; Anisakidae.